Messenger RNA from Exophiala spinifera, 2727 nucleotides. Its product is annotated as OPT family small oligopeptide transporter. NCBI's taxonomy places the organism in Eukaryota, Fungi, Ascomycota, Eurotiomycetes, Chaetothyriales, Herpotrichiellaceae. Gene Ontology annotation, biological process: transmembrane transport. Gene Ontology annotation, molecular function: oligopeptide transmembrane transporter activity. The record is from RefSeq and is a predicted model, not a curated record. The coding region runs from base 1 to 2727 and encodes 908 amino acids. The transcript is spliced from 3 exons.
AUGUCGAGAAGCCCUCUCUUGCUCAUCCGCUCCUCUCCCGCUCUGGGCACCGGCUCGUAUGGCGCCGUACCUCUCUUAGAAGCACGGUCGAGGUCGAAUUCGAUCUCGGACGACGAAGAGAAUGGCCACCUUCAGCCACGGAGCAGUAAGAGUCGUGGGAAACGGGUACAGUCAGAACACGAUUCCCAGAGCAACCAUGCACAUUUUGCGGAUGCUCGACGACGGUAUCGCAGUACAGAGUGGCCGCGGACACGGCGGAGGCACUCUUCUUCAGCCAGCGAUAUCGGAAUGGGCCUGGAUUCAAAGACAUCCUUCGGAGUCAGUGGACUCAUUGGCGCUGGUAAAGGAGAAUCGUCGCCCGACAGUACCCCUGAAAACGCAACCUCGGACGACGAUGAAGAGGGCGACGUGGCCGCGGAGGACGAUCCUCCUGACAAUUCUCCCUAUCCUGAAGUACGAGCCUCAGUCCCGGCGACGGACAAUGCGUCCUUGUCUAUCAAUACACCUCGCAUGUGGAUUUUGUCGUUGUUUUUCGCAAUAGCGGGAUCGGCGACCAAUUUAUUCUUUUCCCUGCGUUAUCCUAGCGUUGCUAUAACUCCAGUCAUUGCGCUGGUCCUGGUCCACCCUAUGGGCAAACUAUGGGAUUUGCUUCUGAAACGAAGCUCCGACCCUGACGAGAUUUUCGUCAAUGGAACACUCCAGGCCAAAGACGGUGUCUUUUCACAGUCGCGCGGCCAGCGAAUACGGUCUUGGCUCGCUCAAGGACGCUGGAAUGAGAAAGAACAUGCUUGUGUGUACAUUUGCAGCAACGUGUCGUUUGGUUUCGCAUUCGCAACCGAUGUCAUUGUCGAGCAGCACAAGUUCUACAAGCAGGAGGUUCCCAUUCUCUAUCAACUUCUGCUCACCAUUUCUACCCAAAUACUGGGGUAUGCAUUUGCUGGACUCACGAGGAGAUUUCUUGUUAGACCCGCCGCAAUGAUCUGGCCGGGCACUUUAAUGUCGACCGCCAUGUUUACAACAAUGCACAAGGAUGAAAAUAAGCCAGCGAACGGAUGGGGAAUCUCACGAUAUCGCUUUUUCAUUUAUGUUUGGGCAGCAGCAUUUGCGUGGUAUUUCCUACCCGGGCUCUUAUUUCCAGCAUUGAGUUACUUCAGCGUCGUUACAUGGUUUGCACCAAAGAAUGUGGUUGUCUCGAAUCUAUUCGGUGUCGCUUCUGGACUGGGCCUUUUCCCCAUGACCUUUGACUGGGCUCAGAUCGCCUAUAUCGGCUCACCGCUCUUGACCCCGUGGUGGGCAGCCGCCAACGUGGUAGGAGGCUUGGUACUAGUCAUGUGGAUCGCAGCACCUAUCCUAUACUACAAAAAUGUUCUUUUCUCAGGAUACCUCCCUAUACUCUCCUCGGCCGUCUUUGACAAUACCGGCAAACCCUACGAUGUCAGCAAGAUUCUUACCCCGGACUUCCUGUUCGAUAAGGAGGCGUAUGACAACUACUCCAAAGUCUACCUUCCCAUAACCUACGUACUCUCCUACGGAGUACAAUUUGCCUCACUUUCCGCACUUCUGACCCAUACGACGUGCUGGCACGGUCGUGAUAUCUGGCGUCAGUCACAACAAGCGUUCAAUGAAAAACAAGAAAAGGCGGGCAUCGGGUACCAGGCCCUUCCGAAUCCAGAUCGUGAAUACAGCCUACGCAGGGUCAGUAGUCAAACGAUCAGAGCCGGAGGUGAGGAUGUUCACAAUCGACUCAUGAGACGAUACGAAGAUGUCCCAAUGGUAUGGUAUGCACUCACCUUUGUGGUGAUGCUAGUCGUGGGUAUAUUCGUCGUCGAGUAUUAUCCAGUUCACCUGCCUUGGUACGGUUUGCUGAUGGCGCUCGGGAUCACCACCGUUUUGUUCAUUCCAGUGGGCAUUGUCAUGGCCAUCACAAAUCAACACAGCAGCCUAUACUUGAUCUGCCAGCUCAUCUGCGGCAUGGUGUUUCCUGGGCGUCCCGUUGCCAACAUGGUGUUUGUGACGUACUGCUAUAUUAGCUCUGCCCAAGGCAUCAAGUUUUCCUCCGACCUGAAACUGGGCCAUUACAUGAAGAUCCCCCCGAAACUGUUGUUCAAAGUCCAGAUGGUUGCCACGCUGGUCUCGAGUCUGGUACAGAUUGGCGUCCUAAACUGGAUGUUUACCAACAUUCCUGGGAUAUGCACUCCGCAGGCGAUCAACGGAUUCAAUUGUCCUAUUGCCCGGGUACAUUUCAACGGCAGCAUACUAUGGGGAGUAGUCGGUCCUCAGCGGUUCUUUGGACCCGGUGCAUUGUACAGGCCUUUGGUGUGGGCGUUCUUGGUUGGCGCCAUUGCUCCAGUUAUUGUGUGGCUCAUGGGCCGCGGCAAGAAGAAGACGAUAUGGCGCAAGAUCAACUUCCCGGUCCUGUUUGGCAGUCUGAGUUGGAUCCCACCUGCGACUGGGCUCAACUUCUCAAUCUGGGGAGUGGUGUGUUUUGCUUUCAAUCACGUCAUGAAACGUCGUGCCCCGGCGUGGUGGGGAAAAUACACCAUGACCAUGUCUGCGGCGUUGGAUUCGGGAUUGGCCUUUUCCCUUGUCGUCGUCUUCUUCGGGUUUGUGUAUCCCGGUGUGAUGGAUGGCUUCAAGUGGUGGGGUACCGAGAUUUACAAGCAGGGCUGUGACUGGAAAGCAUGUCCAUGGUUGAAGUUGGGUCAAGGGGAGAAGUUCGGGCAGUGA